AUGAGCGAGUCAACAACUGAGGCAACUGAGAUCAAAACAUGGACCAAAGAGGACGUCCACCACUGGCUGUUGACUGAGGUCAAAGUUCAUCAGACUUGUGCAGACACAUUCAUUGAGGAGGAAGUGUCUGGAGAGGUUCUAGAUGACUUUGAGAAGGCAGACAUAUUAGAUUUAAUAAAAAAACACGGUCCUGCUGUCAAAAUCUCAUUUUAUCUAGAAAGACUUAAGGAAGGAUCACAACAUGAGUCACAGUUCUCAGCUGAUGUGGAAAACUGGACAAAGGAGCAGGUGACCCAGUGGUUACUGCAGCGUGUGAAGGUCGACGGCAAAAAGGCGGAGCGAUUUCAAGAGGAAGAUGUGUCCGGAGAUUGUCUUGUUUGCUUCAGGAAGCAGGAUUUUCUGGAUCUGGAGCUGAAAAAGGGUCCUGCUGUCAAGAUCCUCAAAGAGCUUGGUCGACUGAAAAAUAAAGAGUUGCAUCCCGUCAGGCGCAGCUUCAGAUGGUCCUUUAGGACCAAAAACAAGCAGGAAAACAAGAAGACGAAUAUGGCGCAGGAAAAACCCCCAGAAAAGGACGAGCUCCCAACAUCACGGGAGACAAAGAGGAAAGAAAAUCCUGCUCCGUUGAUCAAGAAUAUCCUGGAUAAACUUUCGAUCAACGAUGUCAAGUCUUUCCUUUUCGAACUGAAGCAUUACACUGACUCGGAGUAUAAACCUAUUCCUCUGAGCAAACUGGAAGGGAAGGACGCCAUCGACAUCGCUAUGUUAGUGACCGACUACUACGGAUGUGACAAGGCUUUAUGCGUCACACGAGAUGUUCUCCAAAAUAUGAAUCAGCGUGAACUUGUUUCUCAACUGCAAAGCCACAUGGGUCAAAUGAAGCUCCAUCAGAAAUAUUGUGUUGAUGAGGACACAGUGAAGUCAGACUCAUCGUUCUGUUCCAGAAGUAAACACCAGGAGAGGGAAGAAAAAAAUGUUUCUUGUUUCAUGGAUGUCAAAAUAACACUGCCAUCAUGCAUGGCAGCUAGACAAGAGCCUCACAAUCCUUCCUACUGAUCGAACUUCAUUGAUUUCAAACUCAUUUGAUUUUCAUGUAAAAAUGUGUGCAUUGUACUACAAUAUAUAACAAUGAUACAUAUGGAAAAAUAGAUGUAAUGGGAUCUAUGAUUUAGGGUUUACAAUGCAGGAAUAGUAUAAGAUAGCUUUAAAUACAUUGUAAAUACAUUUAGUCUUGUAAAUACA
Molecule: messenger RNA, 1239 nt
Organism: Cottoperca gobio
Lineage: Eukaryota; Metazoa; Chordata; Actinopteri; Perciformes; Bovichtidae
Exons: 3
Coding region: 1-1053 (350 amino acids)
Cellular component (GO): cytoplasm
Molecular function (GO): protein binding
Source: RefSeq, a predicted model, not a curated record